Molecule: messenger RNA, 897 nt
Organism: Salvelinus sp. IW2-2015
Lineage: Eukaryota; Metazoa; Chordata; Actinopteri; Salmoniformes; Salmonidae
Source: RefSeq, a predicted model, not a curated record
AUGCCAUCAGACAAUGCAACUCUCUCUCUCUCUCUCUCUCUCUCAGAUCUUUCUCCUCCAGCCUCUCUGAGCAUAAGUCCUGACAGAUCUCAGUUUUUUAAAUUAGAGUCUCUCUCUCUGAGCUGUGAGGUUCAGGGGAAUUCUACUGGAUGGAGAGUGGUGAGGAACGCAGAAAGAGGAAUCCUUACAGAGUGUAAUACUGACUGGGGAAAAGAACAAGGGUCUUCAUGCAUUGUGUCACUAAUACCAUCAGACAGUGGAGUGUACUGGUGUGAGUCUGGGUCUGGAGAACACAGCAAUGCUGUCAACAUCACAGUACCUGAUGGAGCUGUGAUCCUGGAGAGCCCUGCCCUUCCUGUGACUGAGGGAGAUUCUGUGACUCUGCGCUGCAGAUAUAAGAGAAUUCCCUCUGACCUCACAGCUGAUUUCUACAAAGAUGGAUCCCUCAUCAGGACUGAGACUACAGGAGAGAUGACCAUCCCUGCAGUAUCCAAGUCAGAUGAAGGACUCUACAAGUGUACCAACUCUAAAGGAGAAUCCCCAGAGAGCUGGAUGACUGUGACAGAUGCAGGUCCAUCUCCCAUUCCAUCUCCAGCAGUCCCAGUGUUGUCCAUGACUCUACCCAUUCCAUCUCCAGCAGUCCCAGUGUUGUCCAUGUCUCUACCCAGGCUUCUGUGUAGUCUACUGGUGGGGUCUCCUUACCUGCUGGUGACCAUCAUACUGCUGGUGAAAUGCUGCAGGAGCAGGACUCAAGGUGAUCAUGUUGAAGAAGAGUGAGGCUGAGAUCACCUGAUCACCAUAACAACCAUCAGAAUGGAACUCAUGGAAUUCUAAUAUAGAACUGUGAGUCACAAUGCUGUAUGUUACAUUUUAGCUCCACCUGCUGGAACAAUAUAU